Molecule: messenger RNA, 3770 nt
Organism: Magallana angulata
Lineage: Eukaryota; Metazoa; Mollusca; Bivalvia; Ostreida; Ostreidae
Product: atrial natriuretic peptide receptor 1-like
Exons: 23
Coding region: 232-3405 (1057 amino acids)
Biological process (GO): protein phosphorylation; intracellular signal transduction; cGMP biosynthetic process
Molecular function (GO): protein kinase activity; peptide receptor activity; guanylate cyclase activity
Source: RefSeq, a predicted model, not a curated record
AACCACUUGUGCGAGGCAAGCCAUUACUGGAUGUUGAAAAGAGAGAAGCGUAUAAAUGCCAUGGACAACGAACGAAUGGUUACUUAGUUUUUAUUGGUGCAUUGUUAAUGAUGUGAUAGUUUCCGACCCUAUAUAUACAAGAUCUAUGUGCAUUUCAUGUCUAUUGGUCUUGCUUCUUUGAGUCUUCAAUGGCAAACAACUUCGCCAGGUUUAUAAUAAAACCAUUUAAAAAUGUUUUUCAUUGCCAUGCGAUUCAUAGUAUUCUCUUCAUUAAUCCUUAGAAAUACAUCGUCUGGUCUGAAUGUUACAGUAGGAAUUUUGGCACCAUUAACGGGUGCAAGAGUUUUGGGUGAAAGUAUGUAUCAUUUGGUGGAGGAUUCCUUUCUUUUAAUCAAAGGUGAUUCAAGGUUUUCUGAAAUUCAAAAACACGAUGUCAAUUUCAUCUAUAAAUUUCGGGACACUGGUUGUGACAUUGGACAGGGGCUUUAUGAAUUGGUGGCCAUCAUGGACUUCCAAUCAGGGGCUGAAAAAGAAAUCGACACUUUCAUAGGCCCCGUGUGUGAUGAGGUUUGUGAAGCUGCUGGUCAUUUAGCCAAAAGAUGGAACCUUCCGAUGAUUAGUUUUGGAUGCGCCGAGAAGUUGCUGUCGGACAAUGCUCUCUUUUCUACGUUUGCUCGAGUUUCCACGCCAUAUAGAGAGAUGGAGACAUUCAUUGAAGACACUAUCAAACAUUUUGGAUGGAAUCGCCUUAUCAUAGCGGAGGGAACGGAGAAAAUCUGGCGGGAGUCGGCAGAACACUUUGAUGUAGUACUAGAAAAGAAAGGAUAUGAUGUUAACCUACUGUCUAUUUAUAACGAUCCAAUAUAUCUGAAGCAUCAUUUAAAAGUUGAAUCGUACACAACAAGAGUGUUUCUGAUAUAUGCGUAUCCACGCGAUAUAGUAGGAUUAUUGUGUGCAGCUAAUGAUCUAGGCUUGCUGAAUGGAGAAUAUGCAUUUCUUACUGUCGACUUUGACCUUGCAUUUCACGACUCCGAUCUGAUAUGUCCCCUGAACGUAACUGACGGAGUUUUGGAUUUUACAUUUGAUAUAAUGUCUUCAGUGAACCACAUUGAACACGCUGAUCACGGCGAGAACCAACAUGAUGAGGAAGUCACCACGGAACGACCAAAAAUUAUAUUACCCACCGUUAAUGGCAUUGGAUUACACCUUUUGUCGGACGCUUUGUACCUGUAUGCGACAGCUCUAAAUGCAACUUUGGCGGAAGGAUACACUCCAAAAAAUGUUUCCAAAAUGAUACAAAACAUGAAGAACGUAACAGUUACAACUCCUUAUGGUAAUUUUUCUACCAAUGAGAAUGGAACAAGAAUGGCUACGUUAGCGCUAUAUAAUAUAUAUCAAGGGGAUUUUACUCAAGUUGGAACAUUUGACAGCAUACAAAGCAACUAUCCACAUGAUGUUACGAUAAGAUGGCCAGGAGGUGGGACACAAAAGCCUCUAGGAAGACCUAAGUGUGGAUGGGAUAAUGAGUACUGUGUUCCCGUCAAUUCCAACACAUAUCUCGUUGCUUCUGUGUCUGCAAUGACGGGGUUGGUGCUACUCCUUUGUAUUACUUGCAUCAUCAUCUUCUUCCACGUGCGCAAAAAACGACUAUUAAAAGAGGAAAUGGAAAACAUGGAAUGGAAGAUUCCUUUCAUCGAUUUAGACACCAAUUCCGGCAAAACAUUCCACAGUAUCUGUAGUAAGUCGUCGUUUUUGAACGAUACAAGAAGAACGAGCCGAUCAUACUCAAUAAGUAUAAAAACAGAAAUGUCGAGCGGCCAGCAAAUAUUUACUAAAACUGCCAAAUACCAAGGACAAGUGGUAGCCAUAAAGUUUGUCAACAAAGCCUUUGUUGCCAUUUCUCCAGUUGUUGUUCAAGAAAUCAACCAGAUUAGAAGAUUGAAGCACAACAAUGUGUUCUGUUUAGUGGGCGCAUGUGUGGAUCCUUUAAACAUAUAUAUCGUAAGCACGUAUUACAAUAAGGGUAGUCUUCUGGACGUUUUAUCAAAUACAAAUAUAAAACUGGACUGGAUUUUCAAACUCUCCUUUGCGUCAGAUAUUGCUAAGGGAAUGGCCUUCAUUCACGACUCUGUGAUAGAGACACAUGGUAAACUCCGCUCCAGUAAUGUAUACGUGGACUCGCGGUGGAUGUGUAAAGUUGGGGAUUUUCCCAUGCCAAACUUCUGUGACGGCGAGAAAACACGUGAUGACGAAAAAAAUUCAGAAAGCUUCAAAUUACUCUGGGUGGCUCCGGAGCUUCUUCGACUAGUGUGCGUCCCUCCCAAGGGAACUCAAAAAGGGGAUAUAUACUCAUUUUCUAUUAUUCUACAAGAGAUUGUGUUACGUGCAACGCCGUACGAGAACGAAACACUAGAGCCAUACGAAAUUGUGCAGCGAGUAAAAACGGUGGAAUCUCCGCCUUUCCGACCAAAAGUACCUUCAAACGCUGCAGAUCGCAAAAUCUUAGAUUUAAUGAGAAUGUGUUGGGAGGAAAUCCCAAUGUUUCGUCCAAACUUCGCCACCAUCGUGUCCGUUUUAAAACAGGCCAACAACGGAAGGAAACCAAACUUAAUAGACCAAAUGAUGCACAUGAUGGAGAAAUAUGCUGAUCAUCUUGAGGAAUUGGUAGGAGAACGCACGCGCCAACUGGAGGAAGAGCAGAAAAAGACCGAUGAACUACUUCAUCGAAUGCUUCCGCCAAGCAUUGCCAACGACUUGAAAUAUGGUAAACCCAUUCACCCGGAGAGUUUUGACUGUGUUUCCAUAUUCUUCAGCGACAUCGUUCAGUUCACCAAGUUAGCUUCAGAGAGCAGUGCAAUUGAGAUCGUAAACUUUCUAAACGACCUGUACACUUGCUUUGACACUAUCAUUGAACAUUAUGACGUUUACAAGGUAGAGACAAUUGGUGAUGCCUACAUGGUCGCGAGCGGCCUUCCAGUGAAGAAUGGAUUGCGUCACGCCAGUGAAAUCGCCACCAUGGCCUUGGACCUUUUAAGCAGUGUGGCGACUUUUGAAAUCCGACACCGUCCUGGAAGACAGCUACAGCUUAGAAUCGGCAUCCAUAGUGGUCCGGUGUGUGCUGGUGUCGUGGGAUUAAAGAUGCCCCGGUAUUGCCUGUUUGGAGACACAGUAAAUCAAGCAUCUCGAAUGGAGUCCUCGGGAUUAGCUCUUCGCAUUCAUGUCAGCGAAAUCUGUCGGGACAUUUUGGAAAAACUUGGUGGAUUCCAUCUUGUUUAUCGUGGCCAAAUUACAAUGAAGGGAUUAGGAGCAGUGCCUACAUAUUUUCUCACUGGUAAAGAAGGCUUUGAUAAAGAACUGCCCUCGCUUGCUAUGGCGGCUUCCUUGGAGGACCAUGAGUUCAAGUAACUAGGAAGGACAAGAAAUUGAAAUUACUGGAGACUGCAAACUGGAGAAACUUUUAAUCUCGCAAGCAAUGGGACCUGUCAUCUGGAAAAUUGAAAACUUAAGACUUUUUUCCAUAGUGCUAAACGAUGUGUGUAUGCCAAAAGUUGUUUUUGUCACGACUAAUGCAUUAGUUAUGUAUAAUAUUAUAUUUUAUAGUGACUGUAAAAUGGUCUUUACAAUCAAGUUUGUGAAAAUAUAUUUAAACCUAAAAGUUAAUAACGAGAAUUGUUUAUUGAGACGUGUAUUAUAUUUUGGAACAUUUCUUUGUGUAUACAUGUAGUCUAUUAAUUAUUUGUUUUUAAAAAAUAAAUUUAUAAAUGAAUAAA